Messenger RNA from Gossypium raimondii (Peruvian cotton), 1543 nucleotides. RefSeq names its product E2F transcription factor-like E2FF. Lineage: Eukaryota; Viridiplantae; Streptophyta; Magnoliopsida; Malvales; Malvaceae. Gene Ontology annotation, biological process: regulation of transcription by RNA polymerase II. Gene Ontology annotation, molecular function: RNA polymerase II cis-regulatory region sequence-specific DNA binding; DNA-binding transcription factor activity, RNA polymerase II-specific. The coding region runs from base 161 to 1261 and encodes 366 amino acids. Gene Ontology annotation, cellular component: RNA polymerase II transcription regulator complex. The record is from RefSeq and is a predicted model, not a curated record. The transcript is spliced from 11 exons.
AUGAAAAAGAGAGGACAAACCAGAUCUGAUUUCACGUUUGAAUUCUCAAACCCGCCAAUCAUAUUUUCUCUCUCUUUCUCACUCACCAAACAAGAAAAUAAAUAGAUCCAAUUUUCCUUUUUACGUUUCUUGUUAUCUUGGUUUUCUCGGGAAAACAUCAAUGUCUUCGUUUGCUUCUCAAGAAUCUGAAUCUAAUUCACGAACUCUUUACUGCCGCAAAGAAAAAUCUCUUGGCCUUUUAUGCUCCAAUUUUUUGGCGUUGUAUAAUCAUGACAGCGUUCAAACGAUUGGACUGGAUGAUGCGGCUUCAAAACUAGGAGUUGAACGUCGUCGUAUAUAUGAUGUAGUGAAUAUAUUGGAGAGUAUCGGAGUAGUGGCAAGAAAAGGAAAGAACCAAUACUUAUGGAAGGGUUUUGGAGAAAUUCCAAAGGCUUUGGAGAAGCUUAAGGAAGAGGCUCUUAAACAGAAUUUCUGUUUCUCAGAUUGCAGUAAAUCAUUAAGGGUCUUAGAUGAAAAUGAAAGUGCAGACUCUUCAUAUGUGAAGAAUGAAGGGCAAGAUAAUCUUUCAGAAUCAUCAAAACGUACUGAUACAAAAAGAGAAAAAUCCCUUUGGCUUAUCACACAGAACUUUGUCAAGCUUUUCCUUUGUUCAGAUGCUGAAUUGAUCACCCUUGAUAGUGCAGCGAUUGCUUUGCUGGGAGAUGUCCACAAUUCUACUGCUGUGAGAACAAAAGUGAGACGAUUGUAUGACAUUGCCAAUGUGUUUUCUUCCAUGAAUUUAAUUGAGAAGACCCAUCACCCCGAAAGCAGGAAACCAGCAUUCAGGUGGCUGGGAUGGGGAGCCAAACUCCACAAUGGAUCAACGACAGCAUUGGAAUUGAAUGAAUCAAAGAAGAGGACGUUUGGGACUGAAAUUACAAACCAAAAUCUAAAGAGAACGAAGGCAAACUCCUCUAUUCAUCGGAAGUUAAACCAGAAGGAAAAUACGGGAAUGCAUAUUAAGCUCGAUAGUGUAGAACAUGAUCAUAAAAUGCAGCAACAUUCAAAGCAAUGCUCCAAGGGUUUUGCAUUUGGCCCUUUUACUCCUGCUGCUAUAUCCUCAGGAAACAGAAAUGUGAGACCAAUUCGGGACUGGGAGAGCCUUGCUUCUAUUUAUAAACCUCAGUAUCUUAAUCAAGCUCUUAGUGACCUUUUUGCUCAUUACAUGGAAGCAUGGAACUCUUGGUAUGCCGAAGUUGCAAGAAAAGAAGAGAUUCAUUGAAGUCCCCAAUCGUCCUUCUCUAUUUGAUUCUCUAACUCAAGAUGACCAAAUACACAUGUUCAAAAAUGGUACGCAACAUUUGUUUCUGACACUGUUGGAUGUAUUUUCUCGAUCCAACAACCCUCUCAAGUAAUCAUAUAAUCUGUCUUUUCGUGCAUUUCAUAAUUUCCUCUUUGAGCUUCCCAUUUUUCCUCUCUUUUUCAGAAACUUAGAACAUUCAAUAAGUUUCUGAAGUACUUACUGAUUAAAGAAAAAAGAAAAAAGAAAUCAUUGUGAAUUUUA